GCAGUAACCAGCGCCGAUGUUAGCGCGAUCCCAAAAGGGCAACACCCGGGGUAAUCGUCCGGCGUUUGGCCUCGGCGAUCUUGUCAAGUUAAUUUAGCCUAAAUUACUCAGACCGUACAAGGACCGCCCAAACGCCCGUCUUUCGGGUUAUACAAUCGCCGCAUCACAUAUUCAUCUUGGUGGCAUGACUGAUGUGGUAGCGUGCCCGCAAGGCCCAAGACCUAAGGCGGUGUAUAGCCGCCGAAGUCAUAGAGAUCUAUGGAGCAGAUUCACACGAGGUUGGGGGCAUCCUUAGCGUCUUCCGGGUGUCCGAAUACAAUACGAAGCAUACACAGCAAACAUGUUUAUUAAAUGGUUGAAAGGGGAGGCAUGGAAAGAAUAUAAAAAGAGGCUCUUUUCCCUAUAAUGCCCUUGAAUUGACUUACCAACCCACCGAAUUCAAGAUCUACCGGCAGAAAAACAAGCAGAAUGGUUUCGUUUACAUCCAUCUACUUGGCGGCAACUGUUCUGGUUGGAGCUGUCACCGCCCUGCCUGCGCCAGUGAACGGCACAAGUGAUCUCCAGGAACUCCACGACCGGGCUAUCACCUCGUCUCAGACCGGCUAUCACGGCGGCUAUUACUAUAGCUUCUGGACCGAUGGCGGCGGUUCCGUUUCCUACGAUAAUUGGGAUGCCGGAACUUACCAUGUAGAGUGGAGAAACGUUGGCAACUGGGUUGGCGGCAAGGGUUGGUCUACAGGUAGCACCAGGAACAUCAACUUCGGUGGUUCCUACAACCCAAGUGGUAACAGCUAUCUUGCUGUCUAUGGGUGGACGCAGGGCCCUCUGAUUGAGUAUUACAUUGUUGAGAACUUUGGAACCUACAACCCUGGUUCUGGCGGCACGCACCUAGGAACCGUGUACAGUGACGGCUCCAACUACGACAUCUAUUCGGCGUGGCGAAACAACGCACCUUCGAUUGAAGGAACCUCUACUUUCCAGCAAUUCUGGUCUGUUCGCCAGCAGAAGCGCAGCCAGGGCACCGUAACUACUGCCAACCACUUCAACGCUUGGGCCCAGAAGGGUCUCAGACUUGGUAGACACAACUACCAAAUCAUGGCUACAGAGGGCUAUCAGAGCAGCGGAUCUGUUACUAUGACCAUUUCUUAAACGCUUGAGUAUCGGGUCCUAUUACUGUGC
Xylaria bambusicola is the source of this 1179-nucleotide messenger RNA. Its product is annotated as Xyn11A, glycoside hydrolase family 11 protein. The coding region runs from base 469 to 1149 and encodes 226 amino acids. Gene Ontology annotation, molecular function: hydrolase activity, hydrolyzing O-glycosyl compounds. The record is from RefSeq and is a predicted model, not a curated record. Gene Ontology annotation, biological process: xylan catabolic process. NCBI's taxonomy places the organism in Eukaryota, Fungi, Ascomycota, Sordariomycetes, Xylariales, Xylariaceae. The transcript is spliced from 5 exons.